Molecule: messenger RNA, 1856 nt
Organism: Spirodela intermedia
Lineage: Eukaryota; Viridiplantae; Streptophyta; Magnoliopsida; Alismatales; Araceae
Source: the annotation of a GenBank genome assembly
AUGGACAAGCUGCCCAAGUGCGGAGCCAACUAUGUCCCCCUCUCACCCGUCACCUUCUUGGAGAGGGCCGCCGCCGUUUACUCCGACCGUACCUCCCUGGUGUACGGAGGCACGCGUUUCACCUGGAGGCAGACCUACGACCGAUGCCGCCGCCUCGCCGCCUCCUUCCGUUCUCUCAACAUAUCCAAGAACGACGUGGUCAGCCCUGAAGUUCCCUCCCCUCCGUCCGAGCAUCAGACAAAAGAUGUUCAUGAACCGCGAAGUUCAACGUCCAUCUGCUGAUUCUCCUCGUUUUCUUUUUCUGUUGUCAGGUCUCCGUUCUUGCGCCCAAUGUGCCGGCACUCUACGAGAUGCACUUCGCGGUGCCGAUGGCUGGCGCCGUGCUGAACACCAUCAACACUCGCCUCGACUGCAGGAACGUGGCCAGCAUCCUGAUCCACUCCGAGGCCAAGGUCUUCUUCGUGGACUACCAGUUCUCGCGGCUCGCAAGCGACGCCCUCAGAUACCUAGCCGAGCGGGGGCCCUCGGACGGGUCGUCGCUCCCCCUGCUUGUGGUCAUUGACGACGUCGACGCCCCUACGGGCAUACGCUUGGGAGAGCUGGAGUAUGAGCAGCUGGUGGCAGCUGGCGACCCGCGCCAGCCGGUGCACUCGCUCGACGACGAGUGGGAUCCCAUCUCGCUUAAUUACACCUCAGGAACGACCUCAGCGCCCAAAGGGGUCGUGUACAGCCACCGGGGGGCUUACCUGAGCACCAUGAGCCUUCUCUUGCAGUGGGGGGUCGGCUGCGAGCCCGUCUAUCUCUGGUCCCUCCCUAUGUUCCACUGCAACGGGUGGACCUUCACCUGGGGCGUCGCCGCCCGUGGGGGAACUAAUGUGUGCAUCCGCAACACGUGCGCCGCCGAUAUGUAUCGGGCCAUCACCGAUCACGGGGUGACUCACAUGUGCUGCGCUCCCACGGUGUUUAACAUCCUCCUGGAGGCCUCCCCCGACGAGCGGCGCCCCAUCACCGCUCCGGUCAGCGUUCUCACCGGGGGUGCGCCCCCACCGGCGGCGUUGCUUCAGAAAAUGGAGCGGGUAGGAUUCAACGUCACCCACGCCUACGGCCUCACCGAGGCGACAGGGCCGGCGUUGGUCUGCGAGUGGCGACACGAGUGGAACCUCCUGACUCAGGGGAAGCAGGCGGAGCUGAAGGCCCGUCAGGGCAUCAGCGUCCUCACGCUGGCGGAGGUGGACGUGAAGGAUGCCGUGACAAUGGCCAGCGUCUCUCGGGACGGAAAGUCGCAGGGGGAGAUCGUCCUCCGCGGGAGCAGCAUCAUGAAGGGCUACUUGAAGAAUGAGGUCGAAACGUCCAAGGCCUUCAGGGAAGGCUGGUUCUUCACCGGCGACGUUGGGGUUAUGCACCCCGAUGGGUACGUGGAGGUGAAAGACCGCUCCAAGGACGUCAUCAUAUCCGGGGGCGAGAACAUCAGCAGCGUAGAGGUGGAGUCCGUGCUCUAUCGCCACCCGGCGGUGCUGGAAGCCGCCGUGGUGGCGAUGCCGCACCCCAAGUGGGGCGAGACACCUUGCGCCUUCCUCACACUCAAGAAGGGGACUGACAAGGAGAGCGUGGGGGAAAAAGCCAUCAUCUCCUACUGCAGGGAGAACCUCCCACAUUUCAUGGUUCCCAAGAAGGUGGUGUUCGAAGAGGAGCUCCCUAAGACCAACGGCAAGAUCCAGAAGUUUCUCCUCAGAGAUAGAACCAAGACCCUGACGGUCACAGAAACUUGCCACCAGCCGGCUACACCCCGUAGCCAGAAGAGCGACCACCGCCGUGAACGCGUCCAAGAGGAAGUUCUCGCUAUGUCUCGCCUCUGA